Messenger RNA from Cylindrotheca closterium, 2070 nucleotides. The record is from the annotation of a GenBank genome assembly. NCBI's taxonomy places the organism in Eukaryota, Bacillariophyta, Bacillariophyceae, Bacillariales, Bacillariaceae.
AUGAGGAGACUAGCUCAUCUAUCCAUUCUAGAAACACAACAGCAAUCGAAAGACUUCAAUUAUUCUGAAAAUCAAAGAACGCAGCUAUUGGGAUCCUUACUUAAUCAUACCGAUAUUGCCUUGACGAGGGCGCUUGACAGCCCGGAGACUUUGUUGAAUCCAUACAACUUGGCAGAUAUCCUCAUCGCGCUAGGAAUGCUUUCACAUAUCGAAUCAUCCAGCCCUUUUUCGAAUAGACUUUUGCGGAAUCUUGUGGACUUGAUCGACAAACACCAAGCACAAACCAUACAUUCAGUUGGACUGGUCCGUAUGGUUCAGUGUCUUCAGGCAAUAACGAGGUUGCAAUUGGAGGAGCCAAAUUUGAAAGAUUGCAUUUUCCAGCGCUUACUGAAACCUGACGCAGUCGCAAAGCUUCCAGCUAGGACUAUUGUGCACGGGCUGGCUGCUUUGGCGAAUUCAAACACAUGCAACAUAAAUUCAAAACUACUCGCGAGAGCCUUUAUGCGAAGACUCCGAAAACGAAAAGUCAAAGAAGAAGCGACGCUAUCAGAUCUUUUGAGAGCAUUAGCUGCAGCCGACAAACUGCUUCAGAAGUCGGAAAUGGAUCACUUUGAAGACGAGACGGCGAUGUUUGUUUUUGCACUGUUGCGAGAUGUGAUACGGAGGAAAAGCGACUCGCAAGCCACAUUUUCUUCCAAAAUAGUUUCCGAUUUGAUUUCGACUUGGGCACGAUUUAGUAACAACGAACGAGAGGAUGUGGUGAUUGAACAACUAUUGAGUAUAUGCGCAUCAGAUGGUGUUAUAGAGCGGUGUGAUCUAGGUGAACUAGAGAAGAUCCUUGUGUCGGUGGAGCGACUUCGCAUAACAAAUCACACAGCAACGAUGGAACUUGCCGGAGAACGCUUUCUUGCUCUGGUGAAAGCAAGCAACCAAUGCGCAGCGACAGAACAUGUUUCACCCCGUGCCAUCAACAGCAUACUACGUUGCCCUGUUUUGCUGCAUCGAAGGAGUCCCGAGGUUAUGAAACCAUUUGUCGCUGCUGCGCUUUUGUUGUUCCAUGACGGAGAUUUUGUCAACUCCUGCAGCCUUAGUGAAAUUGCAAAUUUCCUAUGGUUCAAGUCGGUGGUAAGAUGGCGUGACGAGGAAGUACUACACCUAUUCUGCCAGCGCAUUCUUGAUCCGGAACUUGUAGAUUCAUGUUCGCCAAAACUUGCAAGUCGCAUUCUAGGUACUUUCACUACCAUGAUGUCGCUCGAAACCCCCCGUGAUACUGGUGAUAACUACCUCAUAGCUGAGGGAACUUCUCAAAUAUUCCAUUGCUACGGAGUGCACCUUCUCACUUCGAGACUUGAGCCUGCGGAGGCUGCUACGGCUCUCUAUUCCUAUGCAAAAGCUUCGUACUUUCAUGACAUGGGGAUAUUCGACCACCUGGCGUCUUCCAUCUCCUCCAUGGCAAAUCGCUGUACAACGAGACAGCUUUCGCAGUCACUAUGGUCAUGUGGGAAGAUGGUUGCUUUGGAGCAACUGGAGGGAAACGAUCUACCUCCAUAUCACAAGAGUUCCUUAAUCAUUGCCAAAGAAUUGUGUCAUCGAUCAAAUGAAUUAACCCCACCAGACGUCACACAAUGCAUGUGGGCGCUAGCACGGCUUGGAGUAAGUGGGAGAUGCUAUCUUGAGCCCCUCGCAGAAAGAGCUGUCGCAGUUUCAGAAUCAAUGAAUACGAUCGAAGUUGUCAACAUUCUAUGGGGUUUGGGCAAGAUAGAGUACAUUGCGACCGAUUUACUCUUGAUCCUGACAGAGAAGCUCAUGGAUGAUUCCCUAGAUGCUUCGCCCAAGCAAGCCUCAAGUGCUUUAUUCGCUCUUGCCCGAUUGAACUUCAGAAACAAGGAACUGUUUGACAAGCUUUGUGCUGUUCUCAUAGAUAAAAUCGACGACACCAGUGCGCAAUCGAUCGCGAAUGCUCUAUGGGCAUACAAGACAGUACAUUUGAGGCCACCAGACGAACUGCUCAACUUUUGGGCCACUGAGAAGCUCGGUCUCGUUACAGUGCAGUCUCUGAAACCCAGAUGA